Molecule: messenger RNA, 594 nt
Organism: Adineta steineri
Lineage: Eukaryota; Metazoa; Rotifera; Eurotatoria; Adinetida; Adinetidae
Source: the annotation of a GenBank genome assembly
AUGGGAUGGCAUAUCAUCUUUCGUCAACGACCAAUGUCUAUUGCAUCGAUCAAACAUCGAACUUUAUUUGGAAUUACUCCACCCAAGCCAGCAUUUCCAUUUGGAUUACAAAAUAAAACACAACAAUAUAAAGAACAACGUUUAUUAGGAUAUACAGCAACAGAAAUGUUUGAUGUAGUUGUUGAUGUUCAAAGAUAUCGUGAAUUUGUUCCAUGGUGUAUUCGAUCGGAUAUAAUUAAACCAGUAUAUCCACAUAAUUUUAAAGCACAUAUGGAAAUUGGUUUUCAAGUAAUCAAAGAACAAUAUACUGCUUUAGUCACUCAUCAAAAACCAACACUUGUUAAAUCUGUUUGCACUGAUGGACGUCUAUUUAAUCAUUUAAUUACAGAAUGGCGAUUUCUACCCGGUAUUGAUAAAGAACCUCGAUCGUGUGUUCUUGAUUUCUAUGUUUCAUUUGAAUUUCGUUCGAUACUACAUGCUAAAGUAGCACAUAUGUUUUUUGAUGAAGUUGUUCGUCAAAUGGUAUCUGCUUUUCUUAAGCGUGCCGAAAAACUUUAUGGACCACCAUCAAUGCCGUCAAAACGUCUUCAAUAA